Molecule: messenger RNA, 2160 nt
Organism: Klebsormidium nitens
Lineage: Eukaryota; Viridiplantae; Streptophyta; Klebsormidiophyceae; Klebsormidiales; Klebsormidiaceae
Source: the annotation of a GenBank genome assembly
GCUCGCGUUGUGGACUCAAGCUUCGUCAAGGUUGAGGGCGCUUGCCAUACAAUCCUUGACGUCAAACAACUCUUUUGGAUUCUUUCCAUUCUUUUACCUAUUUCGCUAGAUGCCAGUUAAAGAUAGAAUGAGAUCAUCUUUUUGGACAGUACCAAUUGAAGGAAGGUGAUUGUCUGGAGGCGCCUAAAACUUUCCGCGUUGCAGGUAGAUCUCAAACCCUGAUAGCCACCGGUGGCCCACAGACCCACUUAGAAGCGAAUCAAGCAGCGGCUUUCUUGCGGCCAAGCCUUAGGACUGUGCCAGCAUGGACUCCGAGCAGAUGUACUCUGACCUUCCCGACGGAAGCUGCAGCUGUUGUGCAAGCAGGCUGGCCUACGAGCAAAUGCAACCAACAAGGAGAUGGCAGAGGCCCUUAGCAAACUUGCAAAGGCAAAGUCAGUGGCUGAAAAAGAUGGGCCAAGCAAUUUGACACCUGCUGAAACCAAACCCCGCACGGACAUCAGGCUGGAGGGAAACACUGCAAACAGCUCAGAGUCAGAGGUUGCAAUUGGCAGGAAGGAUGCUGUAGCAGAUGGAGACUUGGUGCAGAAGGGGCAUGAGGUGAUAACCAAGUCGGUAGAUAGCAGCCAGGAAAUGGAACCAAAGCCUGGGUCCGUUCAGCGUAAUACUCUAGAGCCAUUUCUGGCAGAAGUCAGACCGGAGGCUGAGCAAGUCAGCUGCAGUGAUGUAGGCGAGGGUCUUCAGGGCGAGGAUGGGAAGGACUCGAUGCUCGCUGUGGAUCCAACAGCGUCAGAGGAUAGUGAAACGGCCGAAGAGCUUGCUCCAGCUGAAGACUCCUCUGGAGCUGCUGGGAAGGACAGUCUGGGGGGGCUAGCCCAGGAGCUUCUUCUGGCUGAAGGGAACGGAGCUAUGGCUGCCGUGGGGUCUCACCGGGGGCUCGUCAAGAAGAUGCACAUUGGGCAGAAGGGCAGAGAAGAGCGUUUGAAGCGGGCAGCGGAUAAAGGGACGGUGGAGCGCAGCAUGUUGCUUGCGGAGAGACGAGGUGGUGGCUUCAUUCAGAGUCUGCCUCAGCCAACAAGUGCUGGAGCAACGUCAGAAGCCCCAGCGGAGUUGGCCGAGUCACAUGCUGGCGCACAUCUAGACAAGCAAUUGGCCCAAGGUGACGUUGCGAUUACUCUGGAGGAGAAUGCGGAGCAGAUUGGGGAGACGAUGGUUCCUGAAAGGUUGCCGGCUGCGAAGGUGGUGGAAGGAGAAGAGUCUGUGCAAGAGGAGGGGCUCGAAGAGAGUGGUGAGAAAGUAGGGAUCGGGGAGGAGGCGCCGAGGGCGGGGGCUGGAAGCGAGUUGGUGGCACAUGACGAAUUGGAAGCCGAGAAAGAGAACGAAGCCCCAGCUAGAGUAAACGAGACCCCGGAAAGUAGACCGGAGAAACCAGUCAAGCCCUGCCCUGAGAAGGAAGACCUCAAGAAACAGCCGGAGAACGGAGUCGCGGACGGAUCGCUUAUGCCCUUGAGUGUGACGUUGGAAGGGAGCCUGCUUGCCGAAGAGGAUUCAACGUGCGGAGGGCAGCCGGCUCACAAGCGGUGCUACAAGAGCAGGCCGUUCUCUGUGCCCGGGGUGGAGAAACGGGUGCUGGCGGCAGCGAAGAAGGGCGCGGGCCAGAGGGACGCGAUCCUGGCCGAGAGGCGAAUGCUAUCUUAACCGCCGCUUCCAAGAAGAGUUCAAGCGAAGUCCGAGAAGGCAGAUCUGCAAUGGGUUGUGUUCUUUACGGGCCUAUUUCGGCGUCUCGACUGAGUGCUUCUCGACAUCAACCCAGUUGGGGACAGACCGUCGACAUUUGGCCUUGACUUUGCUAUUGCUUAGAGACCCGCAAUGCGCAUCUCCUAUUCAUAGGAAGCAGUGUGCCCACUUGGGCAGGUGACCUGACCCACAUUCGAAAUUGUUACAUCUGAACGGCCGUCGUAGACCAUAGCAUAUUGACCAGGCUUCAUGGCACCUUCCGUGACAUCGUAGCUCCCACUGCUUCUGCAUUCUGAUCGCUGGCUUUGAUUGCCGUAUUCGCGAGAUCACAGGAUACUUCCAUAGUUUGACAGCCGGGUACCAUUGGUUAAAGGCCGUCUAGUCUGAUGAUUUCAAAUCAAGGGCUACCUCGGUUACCUUUGA